UCCGGUCACUGGCCGCGAGCCAAACAGAACCAACCGAUUGACUAGUGACUUUAACGAUUGGCCAGAUCUCGCCCUUAUUUUAUCGCGAUUAAGAUUAUUUUUUAAAACAAUAACAACAAUUAUUAUAUAUUUAUCAAAAAAAAAAUUUUAUUUCUCUCAUUUAAAGAAGAUAAUUGCGCGCCAAUUUACACGUGCGGAGCUCCAAUUAAGAAGAUUUAUUAUUUUAUCUGCCACAACAUUUAACCUUAAAAAUAUUCAUCCUAAAGACGUUGGAUAACAUUCAUCGUUCAGAGUAACAGGUGCACGUGACAGCUGAAGAAACUAGACAAAGUGGUUGAUAAAAAAUAAGCUCCGGGAAAAGAAAUAGGGAAACUUAGUUGGAAGUUUAAUCUCGUGAUGCGGUGAUGGCUCUGUUGUACAGAUUCGCGCAGCUACCAGAUCGCGGUGGCACGCGGGUCUUCUCUUUUGUGGUAACCCGAAGCGUUGUACGGGAUCCUGAGAGAGACGUCACCAGCAAAGAACUUGUUUGUGGAUUUCAAAGAUGGGCAGUUGCUUUUUCACGCGGAGACAAGGUAUUGGGAGUAUAUUUAGUUUGGCGUGGAGCAGCUCCAGGUCUUCGUGUUUACGUUGACUUCACAUUUACGCUGCUAAAUCGAGAGCAUUUUUCCGUCAACGAGGGUUUCUCUGGCAAACGAGUUAAGUUUACCUAUGAUGCACCGGCUCAAGGGAACAGAAAUUACAUACCCGUAUCAGAUUUGUACAGCAGAAACUUUGCCGACCCAAAUGGAGAGUUUCAGCUGGAACUAUCGAUGGCAAACGUUAGGACGGUAUUUUCAGCAGAAGUACGACUUCCCACUGGAAUGUUUACAGCAGGACACUCUAAGUCAAAUAAAUUAGAGACAAGUUAUUUUACAUUCGGUGGAUUCGAUUGGAACUUGGCAAUUUAUCCGCAAGGCAACAAGGAAGACGAGCCACGUUCUGAAGGUAAAUUGAGUGUCUAUCUAAUACGGCUGACGGGUUUCGACCAUCGCUGCCGUGUGCGAUACAGCCUGGUGCUGGGAGAGGGUGAGAGAAGAAUUGAGUCAGGUCAAAUUGAUGAUCUGUCAGAUGCAGAGGGUAGAGGUUACGGUUGGCAUACUCGUGUCCGUUGGUCGGAUAUCGCUCACAAGGGUACACUGCGUGUAUCUUUGGAAAUGAUUGAGGCACGUACAUUUUCCGAGGUCGCGGUUCAAGCACUCGGACCAACAAUGUUACCCGCAGCGCCUUGUUAUGACCGUGACAAGCAGGCUUGGACAGUGCGCGCUGACUUACACUCAGACACUGUUAGAUUUCAUUUGGUCUACAAAGACAUACAUAACGUGCCGCGUAAUCAUUUGAGGUACAUCAGUUGGUCCGCGUAUUUGAUACGAGGCGAUGAACCGGACAUCGAGACGAUUUUAUUACCCGGAGCUCCAUUUAGUCGAUACUAUCCUCAAGAGCCAGCUGACGAAGGUAUCAUAAUGGAAACAAGUCUCGGUGUCAAUGAAGUUAACGACGACCACUGUCCCUUCCUAUCGGACAAGGGUCAACUGAGGGUCAGGCUCGAGUGGAAUGAAAGUCAUCUACUAUUCCAAGCUACUUACCACAAAUACGACGAUGUCUGCCGUGUACAUAACCAACAGAUGAGACGUGAAAUAGCUGCGCUUCAAGCCGAGAAUUACAGUCUCGAACGUCAAUUGUUUAGCUACCAGAAGAGUCUCGCUUACGCUCAAGCACAACAGCAACAAGCGGUUCAAGGAGUUCCACCGCCUACCAGCCAACAUUCACCGCACGCCGGUGCUUUGGAAAGAUCCGCCUCAACGGACACCGAAUACGCCUGA
This is a messenger RNA of Microplitis demolitor, 1859 nucleotides long. RefSeq lists its product as uncharacterized. Gene Ontology annotation, molecular function: protein binding. Lineage: Eukaryota; Metazoa; Arthropoda; Insecta; Hymenoptera; Braconidae. The record is from RefSeq and is a predicted model, not a curated record. Bases 405 to 1859 code for a protein of 484 amino acids. The transcript has 3 exons.